AUGGCAGCUGCACAGACAUACAGUCUAUCUUCUAACACUGGGAGCCACCCCGGAUUCCAAUCUUUCACCCCUGACUCUGUCUCUUAUAAAUGUGACAUGGGCAGCGUGAGCAGUCUUAUUGAGAAGCACGACUUGUCGCCUGAUGACUUCAAGUUAGAUUUCCGACCGAUUCCAAAUUCCCACGGCCCAGGAAACUUCCUGAAAAAAGGGCUGCAGCAGCGAGAGUUUCUGAGCUAUCUGCAUAUUACUAAGAAGGAUGGGAAAAGCUCAAAGAAGUUCCCCACAGGGCUGGGGUUCAGAAGGGAGCAUAGUGUGGAGGGUGGGGAGAAUGAAUUCCCCGUCUUGUACCAUAAAGAUCGCAGAGGAACAGAUUUUAGUAAGACCUCACUCCCCGAAAGAGGACACUUUGAAAAGGUCAGUACCUUUUGUUUUAAAACCACAAUGGUGAACCAGGUGAUCUGGUUAUUGCAUUAUCGUUUACAAUGCUAUUGCACCAACAUACUUGAAUCCACUGCACAAGUGAAAUUACCAUCAGCCUACUCUUAUCAUAUGAUUGAUGGCAGUGUGUUCUUCAACACACACGCGUGCGCACACACACAUUCAUUAAAUGAUCACAUCCUAUCCAGAUUAGACUUUAAUGAUAACCAAUUCACAUAAUACCUAACUUUUACAAAAAAAUGAAUACUCUAAUGGUGGCACCUAGAGAAAGAAAGGAUGUGACCUCAAGUUCUUGGUGUCACCGUCAUUCUUCUUAAAUUCCUCCCAUCUCCUUUGUGCGCUCACAUAUGGUCCAGAGUACGAAAUGGAGGUCAAUGGAGGAUCUUUUAAAAUCUUCUGCAGAUCUUCCCAUACAUGCACAAGGAUUACAUUCUCAAGGAGCCAAAACUUGACAAAAGGUGGAGCUACCACUUUCAGGUUUUGUUAUAUUUCACAAUUGCCGUUAUCGACGGCUCUGGGAAUAAGGCUUUAUUUUAGUCCUCAUGAGAGAUGUGUGGAGGCUAUUGCAGGAGCCUCCAUAUACAUCAGGGUUGUACUACCAUGCAUGGGUGAGAGAACAGCACUGUCAUGGACUCCUGGCAGAUAAAGCACCCGGAACUGAAGAUGGUGGUGGGAGACAGUUUUGGGUAAGUAUAACCCACUUCUGUUGCAAUCCCAGGCCACCGCACAAGGGGUGAUGUCAUUAUAAGGGAGGGUUCUUUGCAAAAUAUGCAAAGAAACCAGAAGGUGACACAGAGCCACUUGAAUUAGUGCAGCAUCUUUCAUUUCACAGUAAUAUUGAAAAUAUUAAUUAUUACAUUUUUUUUAUUUAUUUUUUGGUCUGUUGCUUUACAGAAUUGUUUUUUAGAAAAUUGAUUUCAGAGGUAUUUGUUGUUGGGGUGUGUGUGUGUAUAUAUAUAUAUAUAUAUAUAUAUAUAAUAUUUUUUAUUUUUUUCUAAAACCUUACUUUAUUGAAGUUUAUUGAAGCCGUUUGAAACUGAUACAAACUAUCUCUCGGGAUGUUAUUACACUGCUAUUGUUAUGUAGAUGUUUGAUUAUGGUAAAUAGCUUCAAUUAAGCAAGGGAUCUUAUGUGUCAGAAAAACGUGAUACAGAAGAAGUCUGAACUAGUGUUUUCUGACAAAUAAAUCAUUAUUUAGUGGAGCUAAAUGUAAACCUCCUGCAUCAUUCAAAAUUAAAAUAAAAAGUUGACCUUUAAGUCUUUUCUUUGCAGUCUCGCUUUGGACCGUCUGCUUUAAAGCCAUCAAACGGGAAGAACUUCACAUCUAUGCAAAGCUUGUGUUCAUCUGGUGGCCACAAAUUAUCCAAAAGUAACGGCAGUCUGAACACUCUUGGUAGUGUGAGCACCCCACCUCGCCAUGGGCCUUUAAAGACAAACAAUCACUAUAUAAAUUACCAUGAAAAAGAACACGAGGAAGAGGAGCAUGAUAGCCUGUCUGACUCAAGACAAAACUCCAUCAACAGCUUUAACACAUACAGUCCUGCAUUCACUGUAGCUAGAGGUCAGAUAAGUGCUUCAAUGGGGCACAUCAACCACAUAGGAGGAUCCUUGGACAGAGCUUCGCGAGUGGCUAGAGAUAUGACAUCUGGUGAGAAGACCACGUUGUCAUGCAAGAGCAUGGCCACUCUAAGCAGACUACAGUGUUCAGGAGAGCCCCCACCACCCUACGAGUAUUCUCUGUCUGUUGAGGAUGUGACUCGACAACUGGAGGAGAAACUACAUGAGAAAGGAGUAGAAUUGAGGCAGUUGAGGAGAAACCCAAGUGACAAUGAUGACCCCUUUGCCCAGGUGAGUGCACACAUAGAUCUAUGAUCCCAUACCCCCCUCCCCUCUUCCCCAUUUGUCUUAAAAAUCGCUAGUGUUUUUACUUACUUUUUCCAACUGCAAGACUCACCUCUCUGCCUCCUGAGAUGUCAUUGAGGAGGCGUCUCUUCCUCCAUCUGUGGUCCAAUCCAAUGUUGCUCCUAGACAGCAAUGGGGACCUAAUGCGCAUGUGUGACGAACGCCUCAUGCAUUCAAUGCUUCUCAUAGGAAUUCAGUGCUUUCCUAUGAGCUGCUGCAUCACGUGACUGAAUUUUACUUGGUCAGUGUAGCAAAAGCACUUCUAUAGUUUUGUUUUAAACAUUGGAAUUUCUACAAAGCAACCAUAUUUUACAUUGCAAGAUUAAAAUGACAGGACCACUACAUAGAGAUUAAGUGGUCCUUAUGCAUGUAGUGAUCCAUUAAAAUAACCAAUAUGGAUACACUACAGUAUUUUAGUAUAUUUGUAAGCAUACACUCUCGGCCCCUAUGUGCAGACUGGAAAAAAACUUUUAUUUGAUCUUUUUCUGUGUUUGGGCUUAAUAAACAUGUCAUUUGACUUACUUUGAUCUCUCCCACACAAACUAAUAUAUAACAAUGCGCUAGGGUUUAUUUCACAGUUUGAAAAUACGAUGGAGCAGAAAACCUGUUUUGGGGUUUGUUUGUUUAUUUCCUUAAAGGAAUAUAGAAGUAAAUUACAAUUGGCAUCACUACUGAGGUAAUCUUGAUGUCUGUGCAGUAUUUCACAUCAAAACUAUGCCAGAACAUCUACCUCACUUAGUGCCACUUCUAGACUCUGUUAUGACACCCUCAACAGAUUCCAGCCAUAACUAGUUCUACAGUUAAAGGACCACUCUAGGCACCCAGACCACUUCAGCUUAAUGAAGUGGUCUGGGUGCCAGGUCCAGCUAGGGUUAACCCAUUUUUUCAUAAACAUAGCAGUUUCAGGGAAACUGCUAUGUUUAUGAAUGGGUUAAGCCUUCCCCUAUUUCUUCUAGUGGCUGUCUCAUGGACAGCCACUAGAGGCGCUUGCGUGCUUCUCACUGUGAUUUUCACAGUGAGAGCACGCCAGCGUCCAUAGGAAAGCAUUAUGAAUGCUUUCCUAUGUGACCGGCUGAAUGUGCGCGCAGCUCUUGCCGCGCGUGCGCAUCCAGCCGACGGGGCGGAACGGAGGAGGAGAGCUCUCCGCCCAGUGCUGGAAAAAGGUAAGUUUUUACCCCUUUCCCCCUUCCAGAGCCGGGCGGGAGUGGGACCCUGAGGGUGGGGGCACCCUCAGGGCACUAUAGUGCCAGGAAAAUGAGUAUGUUUUCCUGGCACUAUAGUGGUCCUUUAAAUUAAGCUGCAAUCACAAAAUAGACAAUCCAUCAAACGAGGUAGACGCAGUACUCACCAGUGACUGUGGAACCUUUGUACUUCAGAUCUCCUAGAAGCUGUUAUAGUGACAACUUCAAAUGAAAAUGUUUUACUUUUAUACAAAUUUAUAAAAAUGUUCUACUAUACUACUGCGAAUAAGUAUUGUUAUAUCAUUAAAGUAAUAUUCAAAGCACCAUGACCAUUAGAGCUUACUGUAAUGGUUAUGGUGUAAGGAAGCUACUAUGGCUGUGGUUCGUCCAAUUUUUGUCAAAGAACUUUUAGUGGUUUAACAAAAAUAAAACUAAUUGGUUUGUAGCACCCUCACCAGAUUUGCAUAAACUCCAUAACCCCAAGUUUGGGAUUGGAAGGGUAAUAUAUUUUUUUAAGACCUUCAAGGCUUUUAUGAUACGGUUGAGGAACAGUGCUUUAGUGUAAGAGGGAGGGGGGUAUCCUGCCUUCAUAUUUGGUAACGAUAGAUGUAUUGAGUCAUUUCUGGCGUCUCGGCCCCAGGACCUGCUGGAGCUUAUAACAGACUCCUUAUGAAAUAAUAUAAGGUAUCUAUGGUCUUGGGGACUAUAAGAGAUUUAUGGGUGAUUUCUAAUAGCUUAGUUCAUUAUUUUUCUUUUAAAGUAAUGAUCAUCUGGGAUUGCAAAUAUUGGAUAAAUGCUGGGAGCAAAUUGUGACAACACUUAGCAGGCAUUGCAUCCUACGGCCAAAGGUACUCCAAUUCCAUGAGCUGUUUGGAUAGAUUAUGGAGCAGAGUGCUAGAGUAACUGUAAAUUUAGUAAUUUAUCCAUAGGGUAGCUAUGCCUACAGGUUUGUUUUUGUUUUACCUGGCUUCAGACAAAGUAUUUGUAUAGAUGUUCUGCCUGUUCAUAUACUGCUACAUUUUGCAUGCAUACAUUAUUAUACUUGCUCAGUCUUUGAUUUACAAUGACCUGGAGCCGGUGUGUUGUGUAAAUGGAUAAGGCAGUAUGUUUUUUUUGUGUGUGUGCGUGUGUGGGUUUUUUUCUCCCCCCAUUGUUUCUCUGUAGCAGGCCUGUCCAACCUGCGGCAACAGAAUUAUGGGAGUUGUAGUUCAGCAACAUCUGGGGGGCCGCAGGUUAAACAGUCUUGUUCUAUAAGAUGGGCUAAACUGAUUAAAAUAUAUAAUCUGCUUCUAAAAUGUUUGAUCCACAUUCUCAAAUUAGACCUGUGAUUCUGCUUGACACCCAGCUCCAGUUUGUAUGUAUCUCCUUAUUGCCCUAGCACAUUAUAGGUUUCUUGUUUUAUAUCAUUUUUCUGUUUCAGCAUAGUUCAUAGUCAUUUUGUGGGUGUAUGCCAUUUUAUUUUUCCCUCUUGCAGUGAUCAAUACCCAUUUAGCUAUUAUUGACACAGAAUAUUGACUGAAAAUCUCUUGCCAUCCUUCUGCUGAAUGUGUACCCUCUGUUCGGACAGGCAUUGUGUUUCUCCUGGCUCACCUUCUUCACUCCCAACAGGUGUUUGAGGACAAGCGACGGCUUUGGAUGGAGGAGCUGGAUGAAUUGAAGCAGAUGUACAUGUCUAAGUUGCAUCAGAUCUCCCAGCAGGCCCUGCGCAGCCAGCGAGCACUACAGUUGCAGCUGUACAAAGUCCAACAGGAGAAGAAACGUCUUCAAGAGGAACUGAAUUCACUGAGAGGGGAGUGCGAGGACCUGCGACAAAAACAGUCGCAACCAGAAAAUCUCAGCCCUAAGCUGGAGGAAUCCAAGUGGGAGGUAUGCAUCUCUAGGACAUAUUAAAAUACAAGGGAUCGAGUUAGAAGUGUGUACAUGCAUAGGUAUUCUAAUAUAGCCAGGAAGGAUCUUUCAUUUUAGAUGUCUCUUCAUUUAGAGUUAGAGAAUCGCAUGGAGGUUUUUGUUUUUAAAUACAUUAUUAAAGGGGCACUUCAGGCAUCUGAGUGAGUAAACUGCUAUAAGGUACAUGAGUAUUUUGCCUGGAUUUAUUUGUGUGAAGGGGAGUUACAAAGUAUUCGUUGAUACAAUACAUUCGAAAAUUCUAUCACUGAGAGCAUUAGAAGGAAUGGGAUUGGUUGAUCUAUCCCUGCUUCCAAGCACCAUCGCAAAAAUGUAUGUCAAAUGGUACACUGCUCCCAUCUUCUUGAACAAAGUUACGUACAACUGCAACAAUUUGCAAGAAUCACUGCAGCAGUAAGACUGUGUCUCUUUUCUCCCAUACGUCAGAGGAGGACAUUAUACCGCUGACUGUAUUAAUAUUUGCUUGCAGAUCCAGCACAGAGGCUUCUCAAUGAGAAGUUUCAAUUUGGUGUAUUCCCCAGCACAAACUGAAAUUGUGUCUGGAGACAAAUGAGAGGGCUGGCAAAGGCUACAGACAGCAGGUGUGCAGCUUUUGCAAACUGUUUUUUUUUGGGGGGGGGGGUUUCAUAUAACCGCACCAAAAAAAAAAAAAAUCAAACAAGCAGAAACAAAAUACAUGCAUCUUAUCUUUGGAAAUAUAUCUACGAAAUUGUUAAAAAUAUAAAAAAAAGUCACUUUUAAAGGUACACUUUUGCAUAUUUUUUAUUCAUAUAUUUUGCAUUACAUUUAGGGUUUGUGUGCAGGGGUUGUUUUACAUGUUGUUGUUUUUUCUUACAUUAAUCUUUAAUUUAAUCUUUUUUUUUUCUUUUGUUUGUAGUAAAUUGACCUCGGAGUGAGCAAUGUAAAUCUAUAUUUAGGUGUAAAAAAACCAUAUCUAAACUCCCAGGAAAAUCUAUUUUAAAGUGCAUUCUAUCAAAUUGUGUCCCAGAAUGGAUGUGAUAAAGGAAAAAUGUGUGAGUUUAGGAUUGUACAGUUUAGAGUAAAAUGCCAAAAUGCUCUCUGCGUAUGUUAUGGUACGAGGAGGUCCUCUUUUCCGGUCACCUUGGACCUACUUGCUUAUAACAGUGUUGAUUUGCAAAAUAUUACUUGUGUCAGCACACCCACUCACUGAGAGAAGUCCUAGGAUGAAGUCCAUGCUUCCUCUCUGCCAGUCCAAGUGUGUCUAUGGCUGGUCCAUGCUGUGCAAAUCCUCACAUAUGUUCCUGCACUGUAAGAUGGUAGCGUCUGGAUUUAGUCCUGUACUUUUUUAUCUGAAGUUAUGGGAAAAAGCAGAAAUUGGCCUAAUCUGCAUUUCUGACAUGGAUAGCAAAUGCCCCCUGAAAAUAACAUUUCACACUGUUUUUAAUAAUGGAUUGUGUAAACUCCUAAAAUCCAUGUGUUGUAUACCUGUUGCUAAGCCCUGUUUUUUUCUUCUGCAGAUCUCUCAGAAAGCUGGUGAGAUUUCUCUCCUCAAGCAACAACUCCGAGAUUCUCAAGCAGAAAUUAGCCAAAAGCUAGGGGAAGUUUUCUCCUUGAAAAAUCAGCUUAGAGAUGCAAAGGACUUUGCGAAAGAGAAAGAGAGGGAGACUGCGGAGCUCACCGCUAGAGUCCGUGCUUUAGAGACGCAAGGUACCAAUCUGUGCUCUGAAUCUGGCUUAAACUCAAAAGACAACACAGAGGAUGUAGAAAGGCUGAAGGCCGAAUUGAUGUUGGAGAGGCGUCAGAAUGAAUCACAAAUCCUGAACUUUGAGACUGAGAAAAAAGUUUGGAAAGAGGAAAAGGACAAAGUACUGAGGUACCAAAAGGAGAUACAGGUUAGUUACCUUGAAAUGUAUCGUCGCAAUCAGGCCCUUGAGAAGCAAGUUCAAGAGAUGAAGCCAAUUCUAGAACAGUCACAGAGCACACCUUCAAUCUGGAUGGAUGCUAUUGAAUCUUUUGAGACGACUUGA
This is a messenger RNA of Pelobates cultripes (western spadefoot toad), 7414 nucleotides long. The record is from the annotation of a GenBank genome assembly. NCBI's taxonomy places the organism in Eukaryota, Metazoa, Chordata, Amphibia, Anura, Pelobatidae.